CUCCUUUCCAAAAGAAAUCCGAUUCUUUUUCUCAUUACAACUAGACCCAUAAACCUCGAAACCUUGCUUAUAUAUUAACAAUACCAGCGUGUAAAAUAUUAGUAACUCAUUUCACUCAAAUCCCAGAAAAUGAUCUGCAAUACAAGGCUGAGUCUAAGCUUAUUAGGAUCAUCAGGAGAAUCUACUACUCCUAAUGAUAGUACUAUUCAUCAACAUAACAACAAGAGAAAAUCAAACGAAGAUCAAGAAUUAGAUAUUAAUCCUCUCCCUUCUUUAACUCUUUGCUUAUCAUCUUCAGCAGUUAAUUCGUCGGUAAUAAGUGCUACCGUUUCUUCAUUUUCUAACUCAAGUGUCAAAAGGGAAAGAGAUGCUAGUUUUGAAGAAGAAGUAGAAUUGGAUACAAAUAAAGUAAUUAUUUCUCCAAAGUUAGACGAUGUUGAUCAGGAACAAGAUGAAGAUCAUGAAUUUGGUACGAGGAAGAAACUUAGACUUAAUAAGGAGCAAUCUGCCAUUUUAGAAGAUAGCUUCAAAGAGCAUAGUACUCUUAAUUCUAAGCAAAAGCGAGAUCUAGCAACACGAUUAAGUUUACGUCCUCGACAAGUGGAAGUAUGGUUUCAGAAUCGAAGGGCCAGGACUAAGCUGAAACAAACAGAAGUAGACUGUGAAAUACUGAGAAAAUGUUAUGAAGAUUUAAAAGUCGAGAACAGAAGGCUAAAUACAGAACUGCAAGAGCUGAAAUCUCUGAAAAUGGCAGCUCCCUUUCGUGUUCAAUUAUCGGCGGCCACCCUUAGCAUGUGCCCGUCGUGCGAGAGAACCUACGGCGGCGGCAGCGGCGGCGACAACUCAGCCACCAAAAUCUCUUUCUCAAUCGGAGAUCAGAAGCCUAACUUUUAUGGUUCCUUCGCAAAUUCAUCUGCAGCUUUGCUAAGCUAAAAGGAUCUUAGUUAACAUGAAGACUAGCUAAUAUAGGUUUAUGUAUUUAUUAAUUAGCUACGUAUAUUGUUAAAUCCAAUAUAUGUAAAGUGAGGAACAUAUAUUUCUGUAGUUACGUUCUCUACAUACCAAGUAUUUUGAAUUAAUCUUUUUAGAGACUUUGUACAUAUGUAUAUUCUUUAAAUGUAGUUAUGUGGAAAUAAAAGUUCCAUCUCUAUA
This is a messenger RNA of Nicotiana tabacum (common tobacco), 1152 nucleotides long. Its product is annotated as homeobox-leucine zipper protein HAT22-like. Gene Ontology annotation, biological process: regulation of DNA-templated transcription. NCBI's taxonomy places the organism in Eukaryota, Viridiplantae, Streptophyta, Magnoliopsida, Solanales, Solanaceae. The record is from RefSeq and is a predicted model, not a curated record. Gene Ontology annotation, molecular function: DNA-binding transcription factor activity, RNA polymerase II-specific; sequence-specific DNA binding.